AUGUUUAUUAUAAAAAUAAAACAUUAUUUAAGAACAUGCAAUCUUUUUGGGUCUUAUAAUUUACCAUCAACCAUAAUCGAUCAGCAUCAUAAGUUAGAAAAUGAAUUAAUCUCAACACGUCUUUAUAUUCUUUUAUUAAUCAUUUCAUUUUUCAUUCUUGUUUUCUAUUCAUCAUUAAUACGAAUAACACAAACAGUUAUUGUUAAUGAGCCAUCAAUUACCACAUAUACACAAAUUUAUAAACAAUAUUCACAAACAUUGGUAUGUCCAUGUGAUAGUAUUUCUGUUUUAUAUAAAGACUUUAUUCAAAUACAGCCAGUUUAUCAUCAAAUAUGUUCAUCGGAUUUUAUUAAAGAUCAAUGGAUUUUUUAUAUUAAUAAUCAUCCUAUUGAUACUGAUCCUACGAAUAGUGAUAAUGUAAAUCCACGUGAUUUUCGUUGGACUGGUGGUUCAUCAUUUCGAAUGUUACAAUAUAUAUGUCAGACAAUUAAUUCAACAAUUUUUAAUUCUAUAUCUACAUUUUAUUCAACACAAUAUAUAACAUCAACCCUUAUAUCAAACGAUUUAUUUAAUAAACAAAUAAAUGCAGAAAUUAAUUUAUUUAUAUCAACUACAAUAUCAACAUAUGCACGAUCAUUACAAUUAAUACGUAGUACAACUCAAGCUAAUGGUUUAAUAUCAGCAUUACAAACAAAUGCUUACUUUGUAAAACAAGAUCCAAAUUAUUCUCAAACUACGGGUAUUAUAAUAAAGUCACAGAUAUAUAGUACUACUUCAGAGUUCAACAUCUCGGAUGCAUGUUUCACUGCAUCAGAAUUUGUUAUUGAAUCAAGUAUUUAUGAUUAUUAUGCCAAUGUUUUAUUUUCAAUACCAAAUUUCUAUGUUGGCUGUUAUAUUUUAGAAGCUUUAUUACAGUCUACAUUAGAAUGUUUUUAUCAAUAUGAAUGUUUUCAUCAACUAGUCUUGUAUAUGAAUUAUGGAUAUCUCAUAAAUACAACGCUACUUGACUCAUCUAUUAAUAGUAAAUAUCAAACAAAUUCAAUAGUUGCUGAUCUUGUUAGUCAAUUGAUGGUUGAACAAUGGAAUCCAAAUGUAUCCUACGAUCAGUAUUAUCAACAAUGUCAACCAAAACAAUGUACAUAUACAUAUGUACAACAAUUUGUUCUUACUUACAUUAUAGCAACAAUCUUAGGCAUAUUUGGUGGCUUAACAGCCGUCUUACGAAUAAUAAUACCACCAACGGUAAAAUUUAUUAGAAAAAAGAAGACAACGACAACAACAGGUAAACAAAGUUAUUCUCUUUCUUUUGGUUUGCGCUUAAGAAAGAUUAGAAGUACAUCGGAAAUUUACUGA
This is a messenger RNA of Didymodactylos carnosus, 1353 nucleotides long. Lineage: Eukaryota; Metazoa; Rotifera; Eurotatoria; Philodinida; Philodinidae. The record is from the annotation of a GenBank genome assembly.